Molecule: messenger RNA, 1134 nt
Organism: Naegleria gruberi
Lineage: Eukaryota; Heterolobosea; Eutetramitea; Acrasida; Naegleriidae
Exons: 1
Coding region: 1-1134 (377 amino acids)
Source: RefSeq, a predicted model, not a curated record
AUGGAAUCGCUCUUUAUUCACGGAUAUGAAGAGGAAGCCAAAAACACAACCGAAUGGCAACAAUUAAACAAACAACUCAUCACUCCGUACAAUGCAGAAGUGGUGGAAGAGGAAAAUUAUGUGAAACCAUUUAGUAACAGCAGGUUUUUAUGGGUCGAUUCUGAUUUGGAUUAUGUGAAUGGAAUGGUUUCGACUUCCUCUUUGAAAAAGAUUAUUCUUCACUAUAGAAUAUGGAAAUCAGAUAGAAAUACAGAGACGAAUCCACGUGUGGUGUUGCUUGUCCAUGGAGUUGGCUCAAGUACUGCAGGAUGGAGACAUUGCAUCGAUUCACUCUUGGAGAAAUACGAAAUGGUUGUGGCCAUGGAUUUGCCUGGAUUUGGUUUUAGCUCCAGAACCAUCGGACUUUCACAUUCUAGAUGGAAUCGAGCAUUUUGGUGCAUUCAACUCAUGAAUCAAAUUUCCAAAUCAAUUCUUGUGGCCGAAACUCAAAUUUUGUGGACAAUUUUCUCGCACUCCAUGAGUUGCUUGUUUUGUCCAUGCCUAAUUUGGAUGGUCAAUCAGAAGGAAUGGACAAACUUUGAAAAUUAUUUAACUGAUUCUAAUUCUAAACGAUUUUUUCAAAUUGACCAUCUAAUAAUGGCUUCAGGAACUUAUUUCCAAUCAAAUCUGUCAGAAAUGUUGAGCUAUUCAGUUGUCCAAUCUAUAACUAGAAUGACACUUCGAAUGAUUAUGGGAAAAACAGCCAUGAGUUUCAUUCUAAAGAGUUCUUUCAAUAGAAAUCCAACAAAUGAAGAGUUAUUGAGCUAUACCAUUCCUAUUGGCAUUCAAAACUCAAUUGACUGUUUUGUUGACAUUUUAAUUUCAUUUAAAGCAGAUGAUGAACAAUUUUCAAUGGAGAAACAUUUGGAAAUUUUGAAUCAGUUGACUAAAUGGUGUAGAGUGACUCAAAUAGUUGCAAAAUUGGAUAAUGUUCACUCAAUGGAAGAAGCUUUGAAAUUCAAGACAAUUUUGGAAAGUCAAGAAAGUUCUAAAAAUGGAAAAUUUGUUUACAAAUUAUUUGAAAAUGCAAGUCAUUGCUUGAUGGAAACAGAAAUCGAUGAUUUUAACAAUUUCAUCUCCAAUGAAUUGCAAUAA